This is a messenger RNA of Magnolia sinica, 1608 nucleotides long. Its product is annotated as zinc finger A20 and AN1 domain-containing stress-associated protein 6-like. The transcript has 3 exons. NCBI's taxonomy places the organism in Eukaryota, Viridiplantae, Streptophyta, Magnoliopsida, Magnoliales, Magnoliaceae. The record is from RefSeq and is a predicted model, not a curated record. Gene Ontology annotation, molecular function: zinc ion binding; DNA binding. Bases 665 to 1168 code for a protein of 167 amino acids.
GGUCCCCACUUGUACGAAAUAAGGUGUAACAGGAUAUUAUUCAUGUUCGGAUGCAUCAGCAGGACUAUAAUUCCUGACGGAUUUAAAGAGAAAAAAACACAGGCUUUCACUCUCUCUCUCUCUGAAAAAUCGCCUCUGCAAAUCACGUAGAAAGAUUGACGUUCACCGGCACCAGAUGAUCUGUAAAGUCGAAUUUGAGCUUCAAUUUCUGGGGAUUUGGGUCUUGUUUCCCAGUCGAUGGUUGUUAUUUGAUGCGGUUUUAUGACUUGGAUCGUCCAUCACCUUGUAAUGGUUAUGAAGAAGCUGAAUUUUGGCUCGAAGAUAUCUGGGGAAUUUUGAGGUCCAUGUUGUCAUUGCAACUGUAUAGAGUUUGCACCGAUAAGCAUUUCAAGGAUGCAUUGCAUUCACAUGCAGUGAAUGCAAAAGGUUUCAGACCUUCUGUUUAAUCCUUUGGAGUUUUCAUGGAUAUGUAAUUUUGAUUUUGAACUGAAAGGACCAUUGGCAGGGGAGAGAGAGGGAGAGAUUGAUUAUCAGCGACGGAUCCACUGAAGUUUGAUGGUUUCAUUCAUCUGUCCCAUUUGAUAGGCAUCUGGGUUUCUUGAGCUUCAAGCUCACAACCAUUCGAUCUUCCCCUGGGAACUUGCUCUUCUAGUACUCACCAAGCAUGGCGCAAGAGAGCUGGAAGAAAGAAACUGAUGAGACAGAAUGCCAGACACCUGGAUGCCCGAUCUUGUGCGUGAACAACUGUGGCUUCUUCGGCAGCGCUGCUACCAAUAACCUUUGCUCCAAAUGCUACAGAGAUCAGUUCAUGAAGCAACAGCUCAAGGCACCUCUGGUCGCGCCUGUCGUGGAGAAGCCGCCUGCUGCAACUAGUUCCGUGCAAUUUGAACCGGUUGUGGAAAGGGUGGAUAAGGUGGAAGGGCUCGAUGAUCCAAGUACUGAUGGGUCCACAUCCAUGGACAUGGGCAAGCAGCUCCCUAACCGUUGUGGGUCUUGCAAGAAGCGCGUUGGGCUGACCGGGUUCAAGUGCCGUUGUGGGGGGACAUUCUGUUCUGCCCAUCGGUACUCCGAGAAGCACGAGUGCUCCUUUGAUUACAGGAGUGCUGGCCGGGAUGCUAUUGCCAAGGCGAAUCCUCUUGUGAAAGCUGAAAAGAUUGAGAAGAUCUGAUGGGCAGUCUAUGGCUUGGCGAUCUAAGGAGAUGGAAGGUACUGCCAUGUUUAUGUGUUUGCAAUAGCAAAUCUCGUAAGCUACCUUUGUCUGAGGAGACCCAGCCUCGAGAGAAGAAAAAAAAAAAAAAUCCUCAUCUGGAUGUCCCCAUGUUUUCAGAUUUCCAAUAGGGAACUGGUAUUUACAUCCUCUCUUUUCGGUGUGCACACCCCUUUACACUACUUUGGGUAUUAGAAUGGUCUAGUUCCAAUGCUAUUCUAGUACACAGCCAGCGUAGAAAAAAAUGGUGUAUGCAUUAAAAAACUUAGGGUGCACAUGUCAUUUCCCUUUCUGAUAUAGUGUGAAGAUGCACAAUGUGAAAAUAAUUAAACAGAAGUUUCAGAAAACUGUCAUGUUAUAAUCGAUGUUUAUGGAUUGUCAUUCCCGACUUUCUUCUAUCA